AUGUUUAAAUUACUGAUAAUUAUUAUUAUUGUAUUGGCAACACUGGUGAUAAAAUGUUCUUCUAUUGAAGAAAAAUCUAAGACUGCCUUAUUUAUUUCAAUUCCAUUUAUAGGUCAUCUCAAUCCAUUAUUACGUCAGGCAAAUGAAUUAUAUCAACGUAAUGGUAAUAAAUAUAAUAUAUAUAUAAUCAGUUGUUCAAACAUGAAAAAACAUGCGGAAAGAAAUUGUUUAAAUACAACAAUAAAAUUUAUUGAUAUUGGUCAAUGUUCCAAUGAAACUGAACUUGAAUUAGUAACUAACAAUGCUAUUAUAAAUCCAAAUUCUUUUUCCAGUAAAUUAACAUUAGUAGAAAUAAUCUUGAAAAAGAUCUAUCCUCAAAUGUAUGAACAAGCAAUGAAGAGCAUUAAUCCAAAUAUAUUUGUUGCGCAAGAAAAGAUCAUAGCUAUUAUCGAUAUAAUAACGUUUGCUGGAGUUGAUAUUGCUGAUUAUUUUAAUAUUCCUUAUAUAAUUAAUAAUGCUGAUCUUUUACCAUAUCUUUCUUGGUAUGAUGUUUUACCAUCGGAUUAUAAUCCCACUAUAUUGCAUCAUCCUCCUCAAAGUAUUCAUACCAUUGAGAGAAAUUUAUUUUUACGCACAAUAUUACCUAUAACUCGUUGUCUCUUAACGAUAUAUACAUAUGUUCAAUUUGAUCGACCUUUAGAUUAUAUCAGACAAAAUAAAUUUCAUUUGAAUAAUUCAGUUAAUUUUGUAUCACGUUAUUAUUCCCAUAUGAUUUUAGUUAAUAGUGUUUUUGGAAUUGAAUAUGCUCAACAUUUACCACCAUAUGUCCAAUGUACUGGACCAAUGUUUUCAGUGAAACGUACUUCGGAUUAUUAUUUAAAACAACUAUUAGAUGAAGAUCGACAAUGGCUUGAAAUGGAUUCUCGUCCAAUAAUUUAUAUUAAUUUUGGCACGGUAGUUUUAUUAACAACUGAGCAAAUCGAAAAGAUAUAUCUUACAAUAAAAUCAUUUGAUAAAUAUCGUGUUAUAUGGAAAUUAAAUCAAAUUUAUGAUUUUCCUACAGAACUACCAUCAAGAAUUCGUAUUGUUCCGUGGAUUUCAUCUACUUUGGGUUAUCUGGCUCAUCCAAAUGUUCAAUUAUUUCUUUCUCACUGUGGUAUUAAUAGUGCUUAUGAAAGUAUUUGGUUGGGAACAUCUAUUCUUUGUAUACCUUUUCUUGGUGAUCAACAUGAUAUGGCACAACGUCUCAUCGAUGCUAAUGUAGGUCGAUCGCUAGAUAAAUUAACUUUUACACCAGAAGAGCUCAGAGAAACAGUUGAAAUCAUGUUUAAAGAAGACGAAAUUUUAUUUAGACAAGAAAAUAUUAAACGAAUACAGAGGAUUAUACGAUUACAGGGUGGUGUUGAACGUGCAGUUGAUUUAAUUGAAAUGGUAGCUGAUUAUGGAUUUCAAGCAUUUAUACCAAUUGAAAAUUCUUAUCCUUGGUAUGUUUAUUAUAAUUUUGAUGUUUAUACUAUUUGGUUAUUAUCUUCUCUUGCCAUACUACAAUUCAUUUUACGUUGUUGUUGUUGUUGUUGUUGUUGCUGUUCUUAUUAUCGUCGUCGUACUCGAUCAGAUGAAACAUCAAUAAAAAUGAAAACUUCAUAA
Molecule: messenger RNA, 1647 nt
Organism: Adineta steineri
Lineage: Eukaryota; Metazoa; Rotifera; Eurotatoria; Adinetida; Adinetidae
Source: the annotation of a GenBank genome assembly